Messenger RNA from Eufriesea mexicana, 740 nucleotides. RefSeq lists its product as uncharacterized. Gene Ontology annotation, cellular component: lysosomal membrane. Lineage: Eukaryota; Metazoa; Arthropoda; Insecta; Hymenoptera; Apidae. The coding region runs from base 66 to 704 and encodes 212 amino acids. The record is from RefSeq and is a predicted model, not a curated record. The transcript has 5 exons.
AGUUUAGUUUCGUGUUCGAUCAAGAUGAAAUUGCAUUAGUUUUGUUUAAAAAUACGUUUAUACUAAUGAAUAAAAAACAUCAAAAUUAUAACGUACUGAAUGAGAGUUUUAAUAAUAUAAUGUUGAAACACAUUUUUAUUGUAACUGCGAUUAUAAUAAUAUGUUUGUCAGAAUCUGAGGCGCAAUAUGAUGACAAACGAUGUAAAUGCAUUUGUCCAAGUCUUCCUUCCGUUAUAAAUACCACUCAAUCGUCCUCGGAACGGAAAACUUAUAUUAUAAAUGUUCCACCUUCUGAAUGUAAGUGUGAAAAUGUUGUUUUGUCCAAAGUGGGGGAUCAGUUGAAAGGUAAAGAAGAAAUCUUUUGUUCACGAUGUGAUUGCAAAUAUGAAAAUAGGAACACCACUAUUAUUAAAAUAGUGGUAAUACUUGUUAUUUGGGUUAUAUCUUUGUUGGUAAUUUAUAUGUUAUUUUUAAUUUGUUUGGAUCCAUUGUUGAACAAAAGAAUCCAUAAAGCUUCAACAAAUAUUGGUUACCAUGAACACAACAAUGAAGAGGAUGAUUCCUCAACAGCUCCUGGAACAUUUCAUGCCAUGGGUGAAAGAGGUAAUGUUUUAAAUCGUGUUGGCCAUCAACAAGAUAAAUGGAAACGUCAAGUUCGUGAGCAGAGACGUAAUAUUUAUGAUCGACAUACUAUGCUUAAUUAAAGUGUAUAGUUUUGUUUAUAGAAAGAAUUAAAUAUA